AUGGCGGACGUUAUUUCUAUGAUAGCAGGUAUCGGAUCGAUACUGAAAGCCUUUGGAUCGACUGGGGUAUACCUCAGGAGUGUCUCGAACGCGUCGAAAGAGGCGCAACUCAUAGCUGAUCAAUUACAUGCGACAGAAGCCAUUCUCAAAGCUCUCAAGACUAGUCUCGAAGUCUCACCACCCUCUUCCAGCUCAUACGCUGCUUGGGCUGAUUCGAUGAACCUCGUCCUUGGAAAAGUCCGAUCCAUCAUCGAUAACCUAAAUACGAAGCUUUCUUCCCAGCGCGGUGUGGUCAGAUUGAGCUUCAGAAAAAAGAAUCUGAAAGCAUACUGGCAUAUGAUAUCAAUAGCUCAAACGUCUUUGACUAGUGGCAAUGCGCAAACUGUUCAGAAGUCGGCACGAGAGAUCGAUGACAUGUUGACACAGGUCGGAAAUCGACACCCCUCAACGAUGGUCCGGUCGAACGCGAAGACGAUUACACCUUGGGAUUCGGUCUCCCAGAUAAGCGUGCAAUCAUCAGAGACAAAGAGUAGUCUGGUUGAAAAAGCAGUUGGUAUAUGGUGUCAGCGCGGCAAUGCACGGUGUGUACAACAACCAAUCUGUUCACUAGUAACAUUCGCUGAUAAUAGAAAACUCAGCGAACGAUCAGGGGAGCAGAAACGCCUACAGAAAGCAAAGCCUCCCUUCACAAUCUCGGAAAGUUCGUGGACACCGCCGGUAUACUUGAACACCUACGAAGCAUCCAUUGAACUUUCCAGUCUUCGGUUUCGUCGACGGGGAUCGCAGGCUACUGAGCCUCGAGAACUAGGCCAGGGCUCUCUCACUCUCGCAAUCACCCAAGACGGUAGCAGAAUUCGUGUAUACUAUUCUGUUAUCUCAACUUCAGUACCAUAUGAAUGUCAGCUAAACCCACAGAACCCCGGAAUGGAUAUCAUAACCAACAACAGUGCCACCUUCCGUUGGCCAGUGUCCGAGAAUGGUUAUGAAUCGACGACAGAAGAGAUUCUCACUCUCACAUUCUACAACGCUUAUGGUGAGCACCACGAUUCCAGAGGCAAUCAUGUCCAACUAACUCGCCAAGGGAAACCUGCGGAUGAAUGCAAGACCAACUUCUUGUUCAUGCUUAAUACGCUUUGCAAGGAGGCUAAAAAGGUUCAAGGGAUGAGCAUGCGUCAGCGUAGAAAAGCAGCAAGUUUACAGGGUUAUAGUCGACUGCCAAAUUUCUAUCAACUCGAACAGACAAUAACUCCUACUCCAAGCGUCAACCCGUCGAAUCAUCGACACUUCUUGACUGACGCCUAG
Molecule: messenger RNA, 1302 nt
Organism: Alternaria burnsii
Lineage: Eukaryota; Fungi; Ascomycota; Dothideomycetes; Pleosporales; Pleosporaceae
Exons: 5
Coding region: 1-1302 (433 amino acids)
Source: RefSeq, a predicted model, not a curated record